Molecule: messenger RNA, 1803 nt
Organism: Diospyros lotus (date-plum)
Lineage: Eukaryota; Viridiplantae; Streptophyta; Magnoliopsida; Ericales; Ebenaceae
Product: dehydrodolichyl diphosphate synthase CPT3-like
Exons: 2
Coding region: 313-1221 (302 amino acids)
Biological process (GO): polyprenol biosynthetic process
Cellular component (GO): endoplasmic reticulum
Source: RefSeq, a predicted model, not a curated record
UACCUAAGAUUAGGUUGGAUGGUUCAAAAUUGAAAAAAGGAAAAGCUACAGAUGAGUUGGCGCUUUUCUAUUUGAACGCCCCCGAAGAGGCUGAGUUGUCGGUUCCGCAGCCGAUAACACCUCCAUCUGAAGCCACCGUCUCUGGCAUUGUCUCUCUCUUCCUCCCCUUCCCCCCCCCCCCCCCCCCCCCCGGCGGGGCACCUCUGAGUGAACCCGUCGAGUCGAUGCAUUGAGCAGAACCAGAUUUCUCGCCGCCGGUGAAGGAUUUACGGGUUUGGAGGAAGCAGAUGUAGCAUUUGUCAGGUUUUUGAUAUGGACAAAGAGAGAGGUAAUCAAGCAUCUGGAAUCUUAGCGAGCUUAGGAAGGUUCCUGCAAAAAUGCAUUUUAGGAGUUCUUUCUGCUGGCCCUAUUCCUCAGCACAUUGCAUUCAUCAUGGAUGGGAAUCGAAGAUAUGCAAAGAAGCCGAAUUUGGUAGAAGGAUCUGGCCAUAGGGUUGGAUUCUUGGCUCUCAUGUGGAUACUCCAACACUGUUGCGAGCUGGGUGUGAAAUACGUAACAAUAUAUGCUUUCAGCAUUGAUAAUUUCAAAAGAAGUCCCGAAGAAGUUCAAUCGGUCAUGGAUUUGAUGCAGGAAAAGAUUGAAGGGCUAGUCGAAGAAGAGAGCAUAGUGAACCGCUAUGGUGUAAGGGUUCACUUCAUAGGUAACCUUGAACUCCUGAGCAGAUCUGUCAGGUUGGCAGCCGAUAGGGCUACGGCAGCCACUGCCAGUAACUCCAAAGCAGUGCUGUCAAUCUGCAUUGCCUACACAUCCACGGGUGAGAUCACACAUGCCAUUCAAGAAUCUUGCCAAGAAAAAUGCGAUGAACUUAAAGUCCUUGAUGCAAGUGGUGCUGGGUAUGGUUUAAUUGGACUGGGGGGCAUUGACAAGAACCAAGAAGAGGACCUUAUUAGCGUGGUAGACAUUGAAAGGCAUAUGUAUACGGCAGCCAUACCCGAUCCUGAUAUACUGAUUCGAACUUCUGGUGAGACCCGCUUGAGCAAUUUCCUCUUGUGGCAGACUGCAUACUGCCAUUUGUACUCUCCCUCUGUGCUAUGGCCUGAGAUCAGAUUUUGGCAUCUGUUUUGGGCAAUUCUGGAGUAUCAGAAGAAGUCUGCUUAUUUGGAGGCAAGAAAGAAGAUUGUACAAGCGCCACAACUAACUGCAAAUAGUGUACCUCCUUGACAUGAUAUGGUUGUUCUGCACUCUCCAGUGGCGGCAUUCGUCCUCAGCAGGCAGAUUCUGACAUGGGCCGGGACUUCUUUUUCAUGGCAAUGCCCUUGAUCUUAGGCAGAGAAUAUAAACUAGAAUUCUGUAUGUACUGAUGUUGCCUUUCCUGCUGCAGUAGAAGUGAAGAUUUUGACCUUCAAGUGAUGCAUUGUUUUGACCUUCAAGUGAUUCUGGAUCCUUGAGAAUCGAGCCGUUUUGGUUCUAAUUUGUGGUUUGGCUUGAAUUUCUUUUUUUGCUUGCGUAACAAUGAUCGAACAGGCGAUCGGACAGUCUAUUCUGAUCUGAUUGAGCUAAAAUUUUGAGAGUACGUUCUGAACUCGUGGUUCUAAGAUCUAGGCAGUGGAGAUCUGUUUGGAGAUCGAGAUCCUCGAGAAUCAAGCCAUCUUCGCAUUGCCUCCUGAUUCAGUCUAUUCUUCAUUAUCUCUUUAGUUAUUUUAUAGAUUUGAGAUAAGAUUGAUUCUGUUUUGUCUCUUACCUCUUGUGACUGUUGAGAUGAUUUUGUAAUCCGGAUUUGGUGAUAUUAGUAAAACUUUUGGG